AUGACGGAUGAUACGGAUUCAGUAUCAGCAAGCGGCUCUGGAGCAGGAGCAGGAGCAGGAGGCGAUGAAGGAAAGCCGCGAUGUCAGCGCUGCAUCGACGGAAACUUUGAGUGCCACUACGGCCCCAGACUGACAUUCUUGAAUAAGAAUGCAUUGACGGUGUCACCUUCGCCCAAGGUGCCCGAUGCGACAACGCCAAAAUACUCACGCCUUCAGUUCGUAGGUGCCGGGUCGUCCAAACAAGCCGCCAAAGAUCCGUCAUUACAUGCAUCGUCUCCGCCGCGCGAGCAACAUGGAGUCAACGGGAAUGUCGCAAACGAUCUGAACAGCAACCAGUCAUCUCUACCGCCACCGCCGCCUUCGCAAACACCAACGCAAACGGUGAUAACCUUCCACGCAGAUACCCAACCCCCAGAACCAUCGCCAGCGGCGACGACUAAACCAUCUCCUCUCGAGCCGAGCCUCGCGACGCUGAAUCACAGCCGCCAGCACCCACCGCUCGAGCAAUGGCGGCCACCUCAGAGUCUGGGUAGCCUCGGGAGUCAUGAGAGCCUCUCAUCACCGGUGCGAAAUCUUGAUAUCACGGGGAAGCUGACGGGGCCAUCACCAAAUAAUGACGCUGCCUACGAGACGGCCUUGAAUGUCUUGCUGUCGCUCGGAAACGAAGGGCCAGCGGGGCUAGGUCAGUCGCCUGAUCAUGGCUCCGGGUCCUAUGCGGUUGUUGGUGGUGAUAGUAUCGGUGUGGUGAGCCCCGGAGAGAUGAUGUCGCUGUCGCCGAACUCAACGAGGGAGAGGAGAGGGUCUGGCGUGUCUGCUGCUGGCGGCAUUUCGCAAGAUCGCCUGCUGCAGCUGUUGCGUCACUUUAGGUAUCAGCUCGCGCCAUGGGUGAGUCCAACACCAAGCCUUCUUGACUUGUGUGAUAUGGGACAAACCUUUGGUCUCUACGUUUCUCGCCUCGCCAUCGAAUCCGAAUCGGUGCUUCACUCACUUCUUGCCGUUGCCGCAACGGCACAGCAGGCCGAUCUGCGCAUCGUAUCCGGCGACGUCGGGUACCUCAAGUCUCUGGCUGAGGCGAAAGCUUUUCAGCUCAGCGGACCGGUCAUCAACGACACCGAUCUGGUCCACUUGACUCUAUCUACGGCAUGCCAAUUCAUCUCCGAUAUCCCCAGCAGCUGGAAUAGCCUGUCAGGUAGCAUAGAUCAGAACUUUUGGAAUGUGGCACUGGCGGAAGCAACUCCAAAGACCGUUUCGAUAUUAUCAGUCUUGGUUCGACUAGAACUUGCAGCCGCACUCGUAACCGGGGCUCCCAUCUCGAUCCCCGAACAUCUAUCCUACAACCCGAUCCCACAACAGUGGAACUCCUCCACCAUCGCGGAGACAAUUUUUCAAUACACCAUCGAACCCCUCCUCCUCUGCGCAAAAGUAAUCAACUUCUGCUCAGGCAGCUUCCCACCACAAACCCCAGCCGAUCUCGACCUCGGCGGCGGCGUCCCGCUCACGCCCGUCCACCGCUGGACGAUGCUCAGCGACGCCCUCGGGUCCUGGUACACCAACCGGGCGCAGGAAUUUCGCCCCAUGGUGGAGAUGGAUGGCGGCGACGAGACGCUGUUCCCCGUCGUCCUCUUCACCAACGGGGCCGCGGUCUUUGCGAAUCAACUAUAUCAUACGGCCAUGUUGCUGCUGCUUCAGAACAAACCACGGACGUUGCAGGCGGCGACGGCGGCGGGUAAGAAGUCGUCGUCUUCGUCCAUGUCGCCGCUUUGGCAUGCUCAGCGCGUCUGUGGGAUCGCGCUGAAUAAUGACCGGAGAGAUAGUUGGGAUCUUUGCUUGGUCGCGUCAUUAUAUCUGGCGGCGCAGCGGAUGACGUACGAGCCUCAGCAAAAGGCGAUUUUGGGGUGCUUUGAUCGUAUUAAAUCCAUAACUGGAUGGAACGUCGACGGUUUCUCAACGAAAGUUCGAGAGGAUUGGGGUUUGAUGUAG
This is a messenger RNA of Colletotrichum paranaense, 1980 nucleotides long. RefSeq lists its product as uncharacterized. Lineage: Eukaryota; Fungi; Ascomycota; Sordariomycetes; Glomerellales; Glomerellaceae. Gene Ontology annotation, biological process: positive regulation of transcription by RNA polymerase II. The record is from RefSeq and is a predicted model, not a curated record. The transcript has 5 exons. Gene Ontology annotation, molecular function: DNA-binding transcription factor activity, RNA polymerase II-specific; zinc ion binding; transcription cis-regulatory region binding. Gene Ontology annotation, cellular component: nucleus. The coding region runs from base 1 to 1980 and encodes 659 amino acids.